AUGGCAACCGAUGCUACAUCACAUUCAAUCAAGCGUUCGAGGUCCGAGAUGGAAGAGACCAUGACAGCGAACAGCACCGGCGAUGCGCAGGACGACGCAGACACCUCUUCCGAAGACGAUGACUUCGGACCCGCUCUUCCCUCUACUGCACCUAAGAAGAAGCGCCGCAAGCUACCAUACGAAAAGCUCUACGUCGCAGCCUUACCGGCUUCUACCCAAUACUCGAAGUCGCUGAUGCAUAAGGAUCAGCUGUGUUUUACCACUUUUACUCCAUACACCGACUUCCUCAUUACAGCCUCUGUGGAUGGCGUUGUGAAGUUCUGGAAGAAGACUUUCGGAGCGAUAGACUUUGUCAAGGAGUUCAGAGCGCACAACGGCGAGAUCAAGAGCACUAGCAUCAGUACAGACGGGAGGAGUUUCGCAACAGCAGGCGCUGACAAGACCGUCAAGAUUUUCGAUGUGAUCACUUUUGACCUCCUGGCCAUACUCACGCUGGAUGCGACACCGAAGUCUGUAUGCUGGGUGCAUAAUCGGGGGGCUUCGCUGCCUCUGUUAGCCGUGUCUUUCGAGGAUUCUCCGUUAAUUCGGGUGUACGAUGGACGGGGGGAGAACCAGGAACCAUUGCACACGCUCAAGAGCCUGCAUCGGAGGCCAGUGACGCUCAUGGCAUACAACAAUGAGUAUGACUGCGUUGUGUCGGCGGAUGAAGGCGGCAUGCUGGAGUAUUGGCGCCCGAGUGGAACGUAUGAGAAGCCUGACAAUGUCUUCGCGAUGAAGAGCUCAACAAAUCUCUUCGAAUUCAAGAAGGCAAAAUCUGUACCGACCUCCAUCACCAUGUCCCCAACCGGUUCCCAGUUCGCGACAUUCUCCUUCCCGGACCGGCAAGUGCGGGUCUUUGACUUCGCGUCCGGCAAGUUGCACCGGACGUACGACGAGUCUCUCAGCACCAUCACCGACAUGCAGCAGGCCGGCACAGCGCUGCAGAGGCUAGAGGAUGUUGAGUUCGGCCGGAGAAUAGCCGUUGAGCGCGAGAUAGAACAUCCCGCCUUACGGAGCAGGAUCAACGUCAUCUUCGACGAGACUGGAAAUUUCAUCCUUUACGGUUCCAUUCUUGGGACCAAAGUCGUUAAUACGCUCACCAAUCGGGUAGUCAAGGUAUACGGAAGAGAGGAGCCCUUCAGACCCCUGAAUCUUGCGUUGUACCAAGGACAGCCAGAGAAGAAGGGAGUGACGACCGUGGAGAUGGCUGCCAGCGACAACCCGUUGCUCCAGGAGGCUGAAGCCCGAGAUGCCAUGCUCGUGGCCACAGGUUCCGGCAAAGUUCGCUUCUACAUGUUCACCAACGAGCAAGACAUCAGUAAAUCUGGACGUGACAUUCAGAACGAGAAGCCGCGUAAUAUCAACAACCGUCAACAAGCUGAGGCGAAGCCAGCAGAGAGCGCUUCGUCUGCCAUUAUUCACACGACGUAUGGCGACAUACAUGUUCGGCUCUUCCCGGAUGCCGCCCCGAAGGCAGUAGAGAACUUCGUCACGCACGCCAAGAACGGCUACUAUAACAACAUUAUCUUUCAUCGCGUCAUUCGAAAGUUCAUGAUCCAGACCGGCGAUCCCCUCGGCGACGGUACCGGUGGUGAGAGCAUCUGGGGGAAAGAGUUCGAGGAUGAGUUCUCAACGCUGAAGCACGACAAGCCGUACACGGUCAGCAUGGCAAACGCCGGUCCAAACACCAACGGCUCGCAGUUCUUUAUCACGACCGAGAAGACGCCUUGGCUUGACAAUAAGCACACGAUCUUCGGCAGAGCCAUCCAAGGUUUGGAUGUUGUCCACAGGAUAGAGAACACAAGGGUCUACAAGGAGAAACCUGAGGAGGAUAUCAAGAUUAUCAAUAUAUCGAUUCCGUAG
Messenger RNA from Coniosporium apollinis CBS 100218, 1902 nucleotides. Its product is annotated as peptidylprolyl isomerase. Bases 1 to 1902 code for a protein of 633 amino acids. Gene Ontology annotation, molecular function: peptidyl-prolyl cis-trans isomerase activity; protein binding. Lineage: Eukaryota; Fungi; Ascomycota; Dothideomycetes. The record is from RefSeq and is a predicted model, not a curated record. Gene Ontology annotation, biological process: protein peptidyl-prolyl isomerization. The transcript is spliced from 4 exons.